AUGAAGCUGAUUGACCCCAAGUACCCCUCAUGCACACCAUUUACAAAGCUUGCCCAAACGUACACCCCCACCCUCAAGCACUCCCACUCCCUCUCCUUUGAGGGGGAGAGCGGCUGCGGUGGCGCAGGGCGGCAGCGGGUGGUCGUGCAGGGAGCGGAGGCUGGAAAGGAUAGUGGGAAGACCAAGGACAAGGUAGUGUCUCGCUCACAAAGAGCUGGACUACAGGUGCUGGAGCUGGCAGGUAAUGCUUACAAGGAUCUUAAAGCGUAUCACUCCACACCCCUGCAGCUUGCAAUUCGUGGUGAUGAAGAGUUGGACUCUCUUAUCAAGGCUACCAUAGCUGGGGGUGGUGUGAUCCCUCAUAUCCACAAAUCUCUGAUUGGAAAGAAGGGACAGCAGAAAACUGCUUAG
This is a messenger RNA of Sciurus carolinensis (gray squirrel), 411 nucleotides long. RefSeq names its product histone H2A.Z-like. The transcript is spliced from 2 exons. Gene Ontology annotation, cellular component: nucleosome. The coding region runs from base 1 to 411 and encodes 136 amino acids. Gene Ontology annotation, molecular function: protein heterodimerization activity; structural constituent of chromatin; DNA binding. The record is from RefSeq and is a predicted model, not a curated record. Lineage: Eukaryota; Metazoa; Chordata; Mammalia; Rodentia; Sciuridae.